Molecule: messenger RNA, 2005 nt
Organism: Fundulus heteroclitus (mummichog)
Lineage: Eukaryota; Metazoa; Chordata; Actinopteri; Cyprinodontiformes; Fundulidae
Gene: creld1b
Product: protein disulfide isomerase Creld1
Exons: 11
Coding region: 267-1487 (406 amino acids)
Molecular function (GO): calcium ion binding
Source: RefSeq, a predicted model, not a curated record
AUAUCCGGUGUGGCAGCAGCUGCAUGGAAAACAUAAUAGAAGGGACUAGAAGCCGAUGCUUUUCCGUUCAUCCCAGCGGAGGGUUCUCCUUGCUGUCCGUCUCACUGCAGCCCAGCACCAACCACACUCUUCUUUGACCGAAGAGUUCAAGGAGGUUUCCUAAAAUGUGAAACUAGCCGGUGUGACGUGAGAGUGAUCCAGCAGGGAAGGAGACGACCCAUCGGUGGUGGCGAGGCGGCGGACGUUGUGGUUUAGUAACAAGGAUCAUGUGGGGAGCCUGGCCUUUCCUGCCAGCUCUGGUGCUUCUGUCAGAACUCUCUGUGGUGAAAGUCCAGACGGCGCCAUGUCAAACCUGCAGAAAACUCACAGAAAGCUUUAUUAAGGGAUUAGAAAGAACAGCAAACAAGAACUUUGGGGGCGGUAACACUGCAUGGGAGGAGGAGAAGCUGGCCAAGUAUGCACGGAGCGAGACUCGGCUCUUGGAGAUAGUCGAAGCUGCCUGCGAGAAAACGGAUUUUGAAUGUAACCGUCUGCUGGAGAAGAUAGAGGACCAGGUUGAGACAUGGUGGUUCCACAGGCAGCAGGAGGCACCAGACCUGUUUGAGUGGCUCUGCAUUGAGCAGCUGAGGCUCUGCUGUCCACCUGGACACUUUGGACCUGACUGCAAAGAGUGCCCAUCCGGACCCGGAGGUGUGUGCGGCGGUCUGGGCCGAUGUGAGGGCGAGGGGACACGUCUGGGAGACGGGGAGUGCGUCUGUGAUCCCGGCUACUCGGGCCAUCUGUGCCAGAACUGUGCUGACGGUUACUACAGGGAGAAGCGCUCCAAUGACAGUGCAGGGGCUUGUGCAGCGUGCUUCCACUCCUGUAAGAAGUGCUCAGGGCCACAGGACUACAAGUGCCUCGACUGCAAACCUGGGUGGAUCCUUCAUGACAACAAGUGUGUGGACAUCGACGAGUGCGGCACAGAGCUGGCCCGUUGUCCUUCCAACACUUACUGUCACAACACAGAUGGAUCGUAUGAAUGCAAAGGCUGUGACCAGGCGUGUGUGGGCUGUAUGGGCAGCGGUCCUGCUCGCUGUAAGAAAUGUGCACGCGGUUACAGACUGAAAGGAGCCAAGUGUCUCGAUAUAGAUGAAUGUAGCGAACGUGCAAUAGCAUGCCCUGGGCUGAACGAGGCCUGUAUCAAUGAGGAGGGCUCCUUCCACUGUGACUGUGCUGAAGGGUUCAUCAGAAGAGAUAGCAUUUGCGUGGAGAAUAAGCCACCGGCCGGCCCAGAGAAAGGCUUGUUUGACGAGAUGACGGAUGACGAGGUCCUCGUGCUUCAGCAGAUGUUCUUCGGCGUCGUGAUCUGCGCCCUCGCUACACUCGCAGCCAAGGGGGACAUGGUCUUCACGGCCAUUUUCAUCGGAGGCGUGGCCGCCAUGGCUGGAUACUGGCUGACAGAGAAGGGAGACUACAUGCUGGAUGGAUUUCUGAAGGGACGGUAGGGCUGUCGGGGACUCCUGUGUCACAGAGGGACCCUGGAACACCAAGACUCGACCAGAGGCUGGACAGCUGUCGUCCAUGUUAGCCUUUCAGGGAUUAAAUUGUGAUGCCGAAAAAACUUGAAAGGGCUUCCGGUGGACUGUUGUAUAUCCAUGAAGAGGAUGAUGCAAGAAAAGACGAAGACUACGAUGUCAUGAAUGAAGCAACACUGCACUGAUUUAACUGAAAUUCACUCCCUACCAUAAGCUACACUCCAGAUGGUAGCUAUGGGCAUGCAGUCAGACCCCCACCCCCCACCCCUCCUCGCUCCCCACCAAAACAAAUCAUGCCUACCGUCCCAGGACGUUUCUAUCAUGAGGUUUUUAUUUUCCACUAAAUAACCUUUUACCUCUUCCUCCAUGAAUGUUUGUCAUAAUGCAUGUUAUAUUUGUUUAAAAUGAGAGGUACUGCACUCUUUUCAUUUAUUGUUUACUUUAGCAUGAGCGAUUUUAUGUUUUUUAGCUGCUGGAAUACUUAUUGA